Molecule: messenger RNA, 453 nt
Organism: Colletotrichum godetiae
Lineage: Eukaryota; Fungi; Ascomycota; Sordariomycetes; Glomerellales; Glomerellaceae
Exons: 1
Coding region: 1-453 (150 amino acids)
Source: RefSeq, a predicted model, not a curated record
AUGUUUGCCGCCGGAGCUGGUCAGACAGAAGUGCUUGAAAUACUUGCUGAGCAUGAUACCAAUCUUUGCCUGAAAUAUAAUAGUGGCAGGCAUGCCUUAGAGCAUGCAAUUUACGGGAGUCGUCCUGAAUUGAUUCCUAUGACUAUUAAGACCGUAGUCGGGUUGGGCGCCAAUUUAGAAGCCCGUGGGAGAAAGGGAAGAAUACUGCCGAUGGCUACUGUUGCCUUCUUAAUAGGGAAUACUGCCCUGCUUGUUGUCAAGCAACUGCAUGAUUGCGGCGCUGAUGUUGAGGGAACUUAUACGAAUGAUAAGACAGCAUGGGAAGUCGACAGUGAGAAGCACAAAGAGGAUGUUGCUCAACUCUCCCUGUCCAUCAGAAGAUCGCGUGGAACCCAGGUGCCUAAAUGGUACGCUUGGCCUUCUGAGAGUGAGCUUUCAGUGUCGAACGAGUAA